This is a messenger RNA of Miscanthus lutarioriparius, 597 nucleotides long. The record is from the annotation of a GenBank genome assembly. NCBI's taxonomy places the organism in Eukaryota, Viridiplantae, Streptophyta, Magnoliopsida, Poales, Poaceae.
AUGGGCGACGACGGCGCGAAGGCGGCGGCGACGGGCAUCAAGCAGAUCGUGCGGCUGCGAGAGCUGCUGCACAAGUGGCAUUUCAUGGCGCUGGGCGCGAAGCAGCAACAGCGUGAGGACGACGGGGACGAGGAGGAGGAGGAGGGCCAUGCCGGCGGCUGCGGCGUGCCGGCGCAGGAGGCGGUGGCGUCGGCGUCGGCGAUCCCGCCGUUCGUGCUGCGGCGGCUGCGGCGCACGGAGACGGCGGACUCGGUGUUGUUGUCGGACGACGAGAGCUGCCACAGCCCGGAGCCGCCGCCGGACGUCCCGCGAGGGUACUGCCCCGUGUACGUCGGGCCCGAGCAGCGGCGGUUCGUGAUCCCGACCAGCUACCUGGCGCACCCCGUGUUCCGGCUCCUGCUGGAGAAGGCCGAGGAGGAGUUCGGGUUCCGGCACCAAGGCGCGCUCGCCAUCCCCUGCGAGACCGAGGCCUUCAAGUACAUCCUCCAGUGCGUCGAGCGCCACGACAAGGGCCUCGCCGCCGGUGGCGGCGGCGACGAAGCAGCGAACCACGCGGCCAUCGUGCUGGAGCAAGAACCAGCGAUGCAUCAUGCUUAA